AUGUUGUUGUAUGUUGCGCUAUUUUUACUGGUGAGUGGGCACAUCAGUGACGCGGACAUGGACAUUGAUAUGGAAUUGGACGAUUUUGAAUUUGAAUUAUUCCAAGAACAGGCCGCUGGUGGAGCACCUGCCGAAGAGAAGUCGACGGGAAUGGGUGAGACGGGUGUCACCCGUGUGGAGAACACCGUCCAGACAAUAGAAACUAAAUUGACUGAGCUCGACGAAUUAGAGCGAAAGAUAUUAAUUGCGAUUGACAAUGACAUGAACAAUGAUAAAGCUAAAAUGAGUUCAAAUAAAGUCGACGCAGCUAAGAGUUCUCAAAAGAUCUCAGAGGAGAAAGAACAACUCAACAAACUUAAAGACAUCCGUCCACGCUUGAAACAAAAAAUGAGGGAAGUGAUUAAAGUGUUGCCAAAAAGAGAGCAAUACAGACUCAUCAGAAAAAUGGACUUAAGACAUAGAUUCUCUCUUGGAACAGAAAUGGACACAUCUUAA
Molecule: messenger RNA, 495 nt
Organism: Entamoeba invadens IP1
Lineage: Eukaryota; Evosea; Mastigamoebida; Endamoebidae
Exons: 1
Coding region: 1-495 (164 amino acids)
Source: RefSeq, a predicted model, not a curated record